Molecule: messenger RNA, 1008 nt
Organism: Blastocystis hominis
Lineage: Eukaryota; Bigyra; Opalinata; Blastocystidae
Exons: 2
Coding region: 1-1008 (335 amino acids)
Cellular component (GO): membrane
Molecular function (GO): hexosyltransferase activity
Source: RefSeq, a predicted model, not a curated record
AUGGGCGUUGAUAUAAAAGAGUUCAUUAACUCGAAAGAGUUCGAAAAGAUGCCGUUUUCGAAGCGAAAUGAAAUUGUGCUCGACUAUCUGUACAAAGAAAGCAAGAAAACGUACGACUGUGUUCUGCAUGAAAACAACACCCGUCACUGCUUUUCAUUUAAGGAUGAUGUUAUCUAUGCAAAGAAGAAGUAUAGAGACGAGGAUAUGGCCAUGAAAUACCCUCAUCAAUACAACUUGGUGAUUAACAACCCCCAUGCUUGUGAUUCGAAUCCGCAGAUUCUUAUUGGUUCUCCUGUUGGCCCUCGCCAAUUUCUGGAACGUAUGGGAACCCGUCAUUCAUGGGGCAGUGUCAGAAAUGUGAAUGGGAUAUCUGUAAAGCACUUAUUCUUCGUGGGACAGGACGAAAACGACCCGGAAGGAGACAAAAUGCUUCGCGAAGAGAGCGAGUACUACCACGAUAUCGUUCAGUUCGACAUGAAGAACCAUUUCAUGAACCUCACCUUGCUGGCGAUUCUGACGUACAACUGGACGGACUACUACUGUCCGAACAUCAAAUACUACGUUCGUUCGGACAACGACAUGUGGUUCAAUCCGUACCAGAUGAUCAGCAACUUCCUCACGAAGGAGCGAACCAAUGCGUUAAUGGGCAAUAAAAUCGUCGGGGGAAAGCCGAUCCGCGUCUCUGUAAGUCGAUACUAUCUCUCCAAAGCUGUGUUUCCGGACGAGGUGUUCUCCCCAUACAUGUCUGGGUGCUUUUUAGCGAUGUCGCGCGAUGUGCUGCCGAUCAUCGUAAAGCGCUGCGUGGAUAUCGGACCGAUCAUCUACUUCGAUGACGUGUUUUUAGGGCAGAUCGCGAAGAUCGCGAAUAUUUCGCUCGUGUCUUUUCCGUGGAAUAAAGUUUACUACUACCCCAAAGCGUACGGUGGGAAAGAGUAUUCGAAGCUGUGGGCGAUCCAUCGGUACACCGCUGUGGAUAAUAUGGCGCUCUGGCAAAUGGCCAAUCUGUAA